GAAAGGGAAUAUAAGAGUCUGGUCAUGAUGGGCAUGCGUCAGGCCACUGAGUGACGGCAGCUGAUGGCGCAGAUGCAGCAGGAAGAUGAGGUGCGGCCCACGUAGCCCGACUUCAGCCUUCCUACCCCACACCGUUUUCUGAGUCAUCACCAAUAAACUUUUUAAAAAACAAACAAAAAGAAAACCAAAUAUGUAUAAUAUGUAAUGGAUAAUUUCUAAAUCUGAUGGCCUGUUGCAUUUGAAUAAAGUUAAUUCGUUGUUAUCAGGGACAAAUUCAACAGUCCCUAUAGGCAAAAUAACCCUGCAUUCAACGAAUCAGUAAUUACGUUAAGAGGUUCAGGAUAUUCCAAUACCAUAAGGAUAGCAUGCAAUUCUGACUUCUGAAUUGAUGUGGACUUUUGACCACCAUGCUUAUUUUAUCUGACUUACAUCCUGCCAUACCCAUCUUGUUUACAUCAGAAUAAAAAGUUAGCACAGAACACAACAUCUUGCUCUCCUCUUGACCCUGCGCAAGCGCAGUACAGCGGGAAGCCUCUGAAAAUGUAUCCAACAUGGCGUCGGAGCAGAAGACGAAGUUAUCCACAAACCUGCUGCGCAUGAAGUUCAUGCAGAGGGGCCUGGACUCGGAAAACCAGAAACAGCUAGAAGAGGAGGAACGGAAGACGAUCAGGGAUGAGACCUGGUACCUGGAUUUGCCGGAGUUGAAGGAGAAGGAGAGCUUCAUCAUAGAAGAGCAGAGCUUCUCCCUGUGUGAAGACCUUCUCUAUGGAAGGAUGCCUUUCAGAGGCUUUAAUCCUGAAGUUGAGAAGUUCAUGCUUCAGAUGAAUUCCAGGAACAGAGUGGCGGCGGCAGAAGAGGAGGAGACUGUAGAGGCUGACGUGUCGGAGGAAGAAAUGGCAAGAAGAUAUGAGACUUUGGAGGGAACAAUUGGGAAAAUGUUUGCCAAGAAUAGGGACUGAGCCAAUGAUGAAGAAGAUGAAAAUGGAAAUAUAGAAGCCAUGAAAAUUUAGAUGUUCUUAAAGCCCGAAGACUAAUAUGGACGCCUCUGAUGCAGUGGAUGCUGUGAGAACAGCAUGGUCUGAACUCACCCUCCUGUCCUCGGUACUGGUCCCUUCUAAGGGAUGCCUAGGGUUGGAAAUGUGCUGUUCUUGAGACAGAAGGAGGAUAGACGUUCUACAUCCUUUUGACGGCAUUCGGGGCUUCACAUAUGUGGGUACACGCCGCUCCCUUGACUUUUGGCCUGAUUCUGUGUGAGUAUACACACAGACAGGGCACACACCUACACCUGCUCUCAGUUACUCUCCAGGAAUGAGGAUUGGAGACUAAUUCUUGCCUUGGUUUUAAUGCCCUUACGUUUAUAUUUUACUUUUUGAAUCAUGUCAAGCCAAUUCAUUUGCUUUGGAUUUCAGUAUUUGAGAACUUUUGAGAAGUGAUUGACCAGGAACAGACAUGGCUCUCCAGCCCAGAGUAUCUGCAUGCUCUUAGGUCUUUAUGUAUAGAAUUGUGGGGUUUAUGUAUUUUAAACAGUCAUCUGGAUCAUUUUUUAAUGUUCCAUAAUAAAUGUGUCUCAUAUAAAAAA
Messenger RNA from Rattus norvegicus (Norway rat), 1579 nucleotides. The record is from RefSeq and is a predicted model, not a curated record. NCBI's taxonomy places the organism in Eukaryota, Metazoa, Chordata, Mammalia, Rodentia, Muridae.